AUGAUAAGCGAGCUGUUCACGUUGAUCGUCCUCGCCUUCAUCCUCAUGACCUUCCAUCGCGCCGACAUUGCCAAGGUAUAUUUUUUGAAAAAAAAAGAUUGGAGGCCUUUGGAACUUGAGAAUGUGGUGCUAUGACAAGAGCGAGUUUUCGAUUUGCGAGGAGUACGGUACGCGGAUAUGCGCAUUGAGUGCAUACACUUUGCGUGUUUACACUUUAGUUGCGUGACGUCACCGGUUAGGACAUCUCCGGGUUUUUUGUUUUUUUUUCGAAUAUUUUCAACUUUUUUUUUGAUUUUAUCAAUAUUUGAUAUUUGCACGAUAAAAAACAGUAUCAAGAAAAAAAAAUUGAAAAAUAUUCGAAAAAAACCCGGUGACGUCACGCAACGAAAGUGUAUGCACUCAAUGCGCAUGGCCGCAUACAGUACUCCUCGCAAAUGGAAAACUCGCUCUUGUCGUAGCACCAAAAAAACGUUGUAGAAAAAAAGGCGCCUUUGAGGCCUUUCUAAAGCUCCUUUUUGAGACCUUUUCCGACUUUCCCCGUGAUAUUCUCUCUUUUCAGGGUGGCGAAGGUGUCCCGUUCGCCGGUCCCUACCUCGACGAGCUCUACAAAGAUUCUUGAUGAAGUUUACGGAAGAGCAGAACAAGAAAAAGUUUUUCCUCAAGUCGAAUUAUUUGAAAUGAAGUUAUUUCAAGGAAAGCUGACCGAAUGAUUACGAUGCGCGUCACGGAAUCGCCAACUCUCGCCGAGACGGCGAAACCCAUCCAGAGCAAGGAAUUGAAAGAUCAAAUCACGACGGAAGAAGAGGUGCUGGGAGAAAACUUGAAAAUUUUCGAAAUUCAUCGGUUUUUCUGAAGGAGAAAGGAUGAAAUUGAUGAAUUUUGGUAGAAGCUGGAUUUUUCUCGAAUUUUCGACAUAGUACUUGGAAAAAAGAACUUGACUUUUUCUGAAUUUAAUAGGUAGGAAUUUGGAAGUUUUCCUGAGUGUUGAAAUAAAGAAAAUAAAACAAAAUUAUGAAUUUUGCUAGAAAAAAUGCCAAAAAUAACGGUUUUCUCAAAAAGUACAGAUUUUGCUUAUCAGACGCCUUUCUUUUUUAAUGGCCAGGGUGUAGGAAACCAAACAAAACAUUACAAUUGAGGUUUUUCCAUGUUGAGAUAAAGUAAAGUUUUGAAUUUUCUAAAUCUAAUCACUUCCUAUAGCUUGGAAUCUUUCUCAUAAGGUCUGAAACGGGUUCGAAAAACCUUUCUGUGGAUAUUAUACGGUUAUUUCCCUAUUUUUAUCAUGUUUUUUCAGGAGAAAACCCAGUCGGCGGGAGAACCCAUCGUCUUUGAAACGUUUGAGCCGACGAUGAAGGCGCCCGGUUGGUUUUAUUUCUUAAAGGAACUUUUUUUUUUAAUUUUUUGUUUUAUAGAACGCAAGCAUCAUCACCACCGGGUGCACCGAACACGCGAAGAAUCGGCGUCGAUGGUGAGGCACGUCGAGUAGAAUUCGACGACGCCAUCGCUCCUCAUCUCCAUUGCAAAAUUUAUAAAUAACUGACGACGACUUUUGUUUUUGUUUUUCUCGAUUUGUGGCAUUUUCUGCCGUUUUCAUUGUGGUUUCGAAGUGCUUUCCAUAAAUGGGCUCGAUUGCCUUUAAUUCCUGUUGUGGGUUUUGUGGUUGAAACGUGCCUUCUACCGUGAUUCGAGUAAAGAGUUUGAUACCAAAAAGCCCACUCAAGGGCCCACUCGAAGACGAGAAAUGACGCUGGAGCGCAUGUCGCUUUGAGGAAUUUACGGUCGGGUUUUUUUCUUUAUUUUUAUAUUUUUCUGUCUUUUUCACCAUUAUUUUCAGUUCUGAACAUGUUCUAAUGUUCAAAGUGAUUCCGCGAAAAGCAAAAUAUCCGUCAGAGAGGAAAAAAAAUAACUAAAGUUUUGGAGAAUCUGAGACAAUUGUAACUUUCGAGGUAAUUACGUUGGACACGAGAAUUUUUAAACCGGAUUCUGUGAAGAAUUGAAACGAAAAGACGAAUUUUGAUAAGGAAAAUCAGUUUUCAAUGUUCUUCAAAAAUGUGCGUUUUAAACUUCGCUUCAAAAUCUCAUUUUAGUCUCAUUUCUGAUUCAUCCGUAAAAGUUUCGUAGUUGAAGCUGGAAAAGUUAUCCGCAUUUUUUUGUUUAUAAUGAUUUUCUCAUUGAAGCUUCUCGAAGAACUACAGCUUCGAUCUUUUUUUAACGUCGAUUUUGUAUUCCAGAUUAUGUUGCGAGCGAUUCUUCGCGCUGGCGGAGAAGUCGCCACCGUUUCGCGGAGUUUCGCGACGUCUUCCGCUUCUUCCUCCACAUUUUCUCCAACUUCUGAGCCUAUACCUAAAGUUUCUCCCGAAGAUUUGUCGGCCGAAGACAUUUGGGAGCGGCGAUUGAAGUUGAGGACGCCCAAACUUCAACGUGAUGAGAAGUUAUCGUCCAAGGUUCUGUUUAUAAUUAUUUGAAUUGCAAAAAUGAAUAGACUUCUUUAUUUCUUUUUUUCAUGUCUGUGUUAGGAAAAGGCGUCACGUUUUUUAAUAUUUCUCAAGUCAUGCGAAUUUUACGCAAAAAUUAUUUCGAACUUUUUGAACUUUCAAAAGUUUUCAUGAACAGUGACUGAACAGAAAAUGGGUUUCAAUAAUAAUUUCAGAUUUCCGGACUGUUAAAAAUUGAGUUUUGAUGCGUUCUCUGUUCAAUUUUUCCGUUAAAAUUUUUUUUUUUUUUUCAAGGUCUUUAAAGCUUUACCGAUGAUGGUUGGACAGAAAAAUGUACGAAAAUAUAGAUUUCUUAAUAAUUUUAGUGCUCUAAAGUGUUGGAAAGCAGAAAAAUUUUAAGUUAAUUUGAAUUUUGUCCUGUUUUUCAUAGUUGAGUACAUUGAAAAAACGAAUCAAGUGAAGAUUUGAAGGUUUACUACGCGCCGGAGUGGGCACUCGACAAGAAGCCCAACCGAGACGAAGGAUUUCCGGAUCCGUUGAAAAAUUACGGGAUGACCCCGGAAAAAUGGGAAUAUUACAAUAAGGUUUGUUGGAGGAUACGAUUCGUUUUGGUGGUCUUGAAAUUCUUGCUAAUAGAUUAUUUUCUAGGAUUCGAAUUUAUCUUCUUCUCAAGUUUUGAACUCAUUCUGUAAGGGCUUUGAAGAUCUAUUUUUCGGUGAAAAAUGAUUAAAAAAAUUCGGAACCUUCUUUUUUGUUUAAUUUGAAAAAGUUCUGAAUCGUAUAGCUUGUUCACGGCGGACUUGAGCCAUUGGAAAAAAGGUCCUGACAAGAUAAGGAGAGACAGUGCUCGAUUAGUGGAGAGCGCAGACAGGCCACACCGUCUUAACGUCCCAAGCUAGCCGUGAAUCAGCUAUAGAACCUUCGAAAAAGUGGUUGAUACGAUUUUUCAGUUCUGAAAUCAAUUCAGGUCGUCUGGCCGCCAAAUUACGUUGUUCCGGAAACCGGGCUGCCCAAAUCGCGUGAAGUUUUUCAUUGUCGCGAAUCGGUCGGUUUUCGAUUCGAAUCCGUUUUUGCCAAAGGAGGAUUUCAAUGAAGUUUUGUAUCUUGUUAAUUUAUAUUUUUUGUUUUGUUCAUUUCUAUCUUUUGUUCCUGGUUUACAUAGGCAAUGUUGGAAGGUGAGAAAAGGCCCCUUUUUGCUGCCCUUUUGCGCCAUUUUCUCGGCCCUUAUGCACCAUUUUUGCUGCCUUUUUCCACCAUUUCUUAAGCUUUCAAAUCCCAGAAAAAUGGUCGAUAAAGGGGUUUUUUUGCUGCCUUUCUGCGACCUUUUUUGAGCCUCUUCCUUUCAGCGGCAAGACUAUAGAGAUUAUAUGGACGACAAGAAAUAUAAUGCUAGUUUCAAGAAAAAUUGCGCAUAAUUCCGAGAUAUUAGUAAAUAUACAGAUUUUUUUCAGAUCGCUGUCAGUUUUGGAACAGGAAAAAGUUUCAUUAGCUGUUUGAAAAAUUGAAAAAAAUUUUUUUCACGAUUAAUAACACUUUUCUGAACUUGGAAAUGUGUCCUUUGGUUCAGGAAUUUCAUGAAAACCAUGUUUUAGAAACUUACCUCUUAAUUUUGUGAUACCUUUGCUUGGUGUCUGUUUUCUAAACUGUAAAAAAAUUGUUUCUAGAUGAAAAAAAUCAUUUAUAAUUUUCAAAGAGCCUUUCGAAAAUAAUAAUGAAGGAAAAUACCUUUCAGAUUCAUUUCUCACCGAGACGAAUGUGGUACGCCUGUCAGUUGGUGUGGAAAAUGAACGUCGACGAGGCGUUGGUUCAGUUGGAAAUGCAGCAACUCAAGGUUCAUUCCUCAUUUUUAUUUGACACGGGGAGUGCAAAAGGUGGUGGGUUGAGAAUUUGAUGAAACUUGGUAUAUAGGUACUCUAGGACAACCUGAUUCCAAUAAAGUUGAGAAAAAAGUGCGCCUUUUGCGUUCUAGUCGAGUUAUGGCAUCUCGAAGUUGUGAGAGAUUGAAAUAAUCUGUGAAUUUUUAUAGAAAUUUCAGUUUAUACGCUCUGAAAGAACUCAAAAAUAUGCUGAUUUUCUUGAGGAUAUGUUACUAAGAAUAGAUCUAAAAAUAUAAAGUAAGGUCUGGUAAUAAAAAUAGGCAGAGGAACAUCGAUACCGAGCUGAAAAAGUUAUAAAAUCCAAGGUCAGACGGGAAAGAUCUUUUUAGAACCCGAAAAUGUCCCGCUAACAGAAAAAUUAUGGAAAAAAGCUUUUUGAGCUCAUUUUUUAUUGGCAGUGGACUAUUUUUGGAUUCACUGAAUUCUUUUUACUUGCUUUCGAGCACCUAAUCUUAAAGGAUCUGAAAAUAAUGCAGAAGCGAAGAAAAAAGUCUGCUGGGGACCCUUAGAAGAUCUUUUUUGAAAAAGCUUCAGAAAAGCUGUUCCUUCAUAAGUUAUACAUAUUCGGAUAUACAUAUUUCUUCUUUUUUGAAUUUCACAGCAUAACAUUUUCUAAACGUUAAUAAUGGCCUUCUUAAUGUGCCACGACUUGAAAUUUCACGGAACGACAUUCCGCUGUUCCCCUGCGCGCCUUUAGUCGCGCUUUUCUACCCAUCUCGCCUUAAAGUUUGGAAAAAUUGACUAUAAUUUAUCUGGAGACUCGAAAACUGGAUAGAAAAAAAAAUAAGUGGUUGACAGGGGAAAAUCCCCAAGGAGCUGUUAGGAAUGGACGGGAAAACUGAGAAAAAAAAGCCUCACCAAGCUUCUUCCAAUUGGUCAUCACACCUAGUCUGUGUGCCACGACUUGAAAUUUCACCGAACGACAUUCCGCUGUUCCGCUGCGUGCGUUCGCGAAGCGUCUUUCGAAUCUAGGUCACGCUUUCAAUGGAUUGGUAUUGCUGUGGGAGCAUAUGAAAGUAGAGUACCUUAACAAAAAAUUUAAAAAGUUAAAAGCGCGACUAAAGCGUGCAGCGGCACAGCGGAAUGUCGUUAGGUGAAAUUCCAAGUACACAGACCGCAGUGAGCUAUUGGCUGUCGUUUUCGGCGCACCCCUGAGGCAACCCGUCGGAAAUAAAGUUUUUUUUUUUGAUAUGGUGAAUAAUGAAAAUUUCAACUAAUCGUCGAUUAUUCUUCAUUUCUCAUUUAAUCUUCACCAUGAAACGUAACCGAUUCAAGUUUCAAAGCGCUAUUUUCAGUAAAUAUUGCUAUUCAACUUCAAUUUUGACGCGUAAUUUCUUGAUUUUAUCGUUAAUCGCCGGAAAAACGUUAAAUUUCCUCGUGAUUUUCGAUCACCACAAAACUUAAAAAAAUCUUCAAAACGAUCUAAAAAAUGAUUUUCUCGCUAAUUUUUUUCUCGAAAAAAUCUUCGAAGCCAUCUAAAAACCGAUUUUCUCCAUGAUUGGUCCACAAAGCUCGCGAAGUGUCUUUCGCAUCUAGGUCACGCUUUCAAUUGAUUGUUAUUGCUGUGGGAGCACAUGAAAGUAUAGUACCUUAAUAAAACAUUUAAAAAAAUUGAAAGCGCGACCAAGGUUCGCAAAGGCGCGCAGCGGAAUGUCGUUCGGUAAAAUUCCAAGUCGUGGUACACAGGAUAUACUAAAUCAGUGGAAGUUCAGGGCUGCUCAAUAUUGGGCGACGUGCUGAAAAAGGCGAAACAACGGGCCAGUGACGAGUUCCACAUCGAAUAUCCGUCCAAGAUGUACGUCGCCGACGCGUUUCCCAUCCAGAGCCAGAUUAUCAAAGGUUUACAGAUUUGAAAUUGGAUUUAUCCUUGUUCAGAAAAUUGAUAUUCCUUCAAGGUCACUUAAAGCCUAGAACGUCUUGUUUUUUUAACUGUUUAUUGCAUCUUCAAUGUAAGAAUACAGUACCGUGCAGUAAGAUAUACAAUUUCAAUAUUUUCGUUAUAACUUUUGCAGGAGUUGUCCAAUUCCAUUGUUGAAAAACGCUUGAUAAGCAUUCAGUUUGUGUUUCAGAGUGUAAACCAUAGAAUUGAACUCUAAAAUCCGACAUGAAUUCGAAUAAACUCCUUCCAAUCAGAUCAUGAGUUCAGCCUUUUCGGCUUUUGAGCGGCUUUUUUUUUGGCUUUACUUGUUCCAAAUACUCUCUGGUACUGUUAAAGAUUUCACUACAGCUCUAAUUAUAAACUUUAGAAUAAAAAACUCCAUCGAAAAAUUCGAGAGGGACUCGAUAAUCCGAAAAUCACAAAAAAUCAAGUGCGUCUGGACUUAAAGCUUUUUUGAUCUGGGUAACAGUUUUACAGUGAAGCAAUUAGUGUUAAAAUGAGCUCAAAGCUUUAGUGAAAUAUAAAAAAGUCUUCAAUAACUGUUUCCUAUCGUGAAUCAACCAAAAAAAAUUUUUGAAAUUUUUUUUUUGUUUUUGGAGAUUCCGUUGAUUCCAGGUUUCAAGCUGUAACUUUCUACAACAAUCAGCUACUGAGCUGAUUUUUCUGUGUUAACAUACUGAAUAUGCAAGUAACAACUGUAGAAAGUUUGACAGAAAUUGGACAACUCCUGCAAAAGUUAUAUCGAAAAAAGUGAAAUUGUAUAUCUUACUGCACGGUACUGUACGUACACAAUCGACUUUCAUUGAUUUAACUGUCUUUAAUUUUUUUUUUUUUCGAAAAUUGUCGCAUUUUGCACGCGCAAGAACUAGUUUUUGAAAUAAAUAAAAAAUUUUGCAAGGCUUAGUGACCACUAUAAGAGUUGGUAAAUUGGCCCCUAGAGGGGACCCUCCAAGGGCCCUUAUAGGUACCACUCCGGAGUUUCCAAGUUUAACACAUUUUUUGAUUUUCCUAAAGACAUCGUUGAAAGUUUAAGUGCAAAGCUAAAAAUUAAAUGUAAAAAAAAAAAAAUAUUUAAUUUGUCCCUGUAACAGCAAGUUUGUCGUAAAACAAUUCAAUUUUUCUUUUUUUCAUAUGUAAUUUUUGAAGGCAGUCGACGGCACGCCCACGAAAACUGGAACACGAUUCGUUACCGUUACAUCAACAUCUUCGUGAGGCUCGAAGAAGGGCCCGCGCCGGGCUUCAAGGCCCGCGAAAAGCCCAAAACCGGCUGGGACAAGAUGGACGACUAUUAUGAGUACCUCCGGUCCAGGGACCUCAAGUACAAGAUCUAG
Caenorhabditis auriculariae is the source of this 7519-nucleotide messenger RNA. NCBI's taxonomy places the organism in Eukaryota, Metazoa, Nematoda, Chromadorea, Rhabditida, Rhabditidae. The record is from the annotation of a GenBank genome assembly.